CCCCCAGCAAAAGGGGACGCGGACUCCCCAGGCUGGUAGGCUGGAAGCCACGGACCCUCUUCACCUAGGGAGGCUGCUCACCUGUUAGGUUUCCAGGGCUGCCUGCACUGAUCCUUGUGGAUGCUGGGUCCUUGCUUGGCUGAGAAGGGGAAGGGCAUGCUCCCCUUCCCUUCCUCUGUUGGAGGGGUCAUGGGCCACUGGCGUCCAGUGUGGCCAGGACAGUGUCCACAUCUCAAGCCGUGAAGCCCUGAGAGUUGAAAGGUGUGGGGAGAGGGCUGGGUCCAGGGCCCUAAGAGCUUCCCUCAGCAGUCUGGCCCUACACAGCAUUCAGCUUGAAUGCUGAGGCCGUAAUGCCAGCAAACAUUUAUCCAGCACUGGCCGCGUGCUUUCUGCUUUCCUUGGGUUAUCUGUAAAAUGUUGAGCACCACAGAUAGCUGCUAGAAUGGCUCAUCCAUGAGAAUGAGCACAGAGGUGUUGGGUCACUCGCCCAAGGUCACACAGCUAUUAGGAACAAAUGGAACUUAAGAGACCCGGUGUGAGAGGAGGGAAACUUGGAGCAGCCCCCCGCGCCCACUGGUAUCCAAGUGCUUCAGCACCGCGGACAGCUCGCGGUGGGGGUGCGCGUAGCGCGGGGUGAGGCGUAGAUUGGAGUUGGGGUCUGGGUAAGGGUCUCGGCCGGCUUCCGGCUGUUCCAAUGGGGCGGGGGCCGCCUGCAGGGCCAGGCGGGGCUGUGCUGCCAUCUGGAGCUGCUGCCGCCAGCGGCCACUGCCAGGGCGCGAGCGGCGGGAGCGCACGCAGGGCUGGCGGGAGCGCAGCCGCCGCCGCCGCCGCCACACAUGGGCCGGCCCCGCGGUCGCCCCUAGCUCUGCGGUCUGGGUCUCAGCCUUCCGCGGCUCCGGUCGCCCGACCAGCCAUGUCUCUCAGCGGAGCCUCGGAGCGCAGCGUCCCGGCUACCAAGAUUGAAAUCACCGUGUCCUGCAGGAACCUGCUGGACCUCGACACCUUCUCCAAGUCCGACCCCAUGGUCGUGCUGUACACGCAGAGCCGGGCCAGCCAGGAGUGGCGGGAGUUUGGACGGACGGAGGUGAUUGACAACACACUGAACCCGGACUUCGUGCGCAAAUUCGUCCUCGACUAUUUCUUCGAAGAAAAGCAGAAUCUGCGCUUCGAUGUGUACAACGUGGACUCCAAGACCAACAUCUCCAAGCCGGAUUUCCUGGGACAAGCGUUCCUGGCCCUGGGAGAGGUGAUCGGAGGUCAGGGCAGCCGCGUGGAGCGACCCCUCACGGGUGUGCCAGGGAAGAAGUGUGGGACCAUCCUGCUGACCGCAGAGGAACUUAGCAACUGUCGGGACAUUGCCACCAUGCAGCUCUGUGCAAACAAGCUGGACAAGAAGGACUUCUUCGGGAAGUCAGACCCCUUCCUUGUGUUUUACAGAAGCAAUGAAGAUGGCACGUUCACCAUCUGCCACAAGACAGAGGUUGUGAAAAACACGCUGAAUCCCGUGUGGCAGCCGUUCAGCAUCCCCGUGCGGGCUCUGUGCAAUGGAGACUACGACAGAACGGUGAAGAUUGAUGUGUAUGACUGGGACCGGGACGGAAGCCAUGAUUUUAUUGGUGAGUUCACCACCAGCUACCGGGAGCUGAGCAAGGCCCAGAACCAGUUCACGGUUUACGAGGUGAGCGCUCCAGCCCCGCCCAGGUGGCCCAGGCCUGUAUCCCCCUGCGCUCUGUCCUCUGCACGGCUGCCUUCCCCCACCCAGGUACUGAACCCCCGGAAGAAGUGUAAGAAGAAGAAAUAUGUCAACUCGGGGACUGUGAGUGCCCUGGGGCCCCGGCUGCUCGGUUUCCCUCCCAUUAACACAGCAUGGCGAACGCUGGGGCAGGGACACCAGUGGCGCCACUUAAGGUUUUGCUUUAUAUUUUUUCUCACCCAGGAAAACGUUUUGAUCUUUUGCAGAAUGAAUAAGAUAACCCUACGUCAUAUUUCCCAAGUUACUGUACUUUCGGGAAUCCGAGUGUUUCUGACGAUGUCCCUUUGUUGUCCCUUCAGACACUGCGCGGGGUGGGACAGCUUGGGGCAUGGGGUGGGAUCAGUGCCCUGUCCCUUCUGCCACACCCGCCCUUUGCCAAGUGGCGGGGCUGCCUCUCCUGUCCCCCAGGUGACGCUGCUCUCCUUCUCGGUGGACUCUGAAUUCACCUUUGUCGAUUACAUCAAGGGAGGGACACAGCUGAACUUCACCGUAGCUAUUGACUUCACGGCUUCCAACGGGAAUCCUCUGCAGCCCACCUCCCUGCACUACAUGAGUCCCUACCAGCUCAGCGCCUAUGCCAUGGCCCUCAAGGCGGUGGGAGAGAUCAUCCAGGACUACGACAGUGACAAGCUGUUCCCCGCCUACGGCUUCGGGGCCAAGCUGCCUCCCGAGGGAAGGAUCUCCCACCAGUUUCCGCUGAACAACAACGAUGAGGACCCCAGCUGUGCGGGCAUCGAGGGUGUGCUGGAGAGCUACUUCCAGAGCCUGCGCACAGUGCAGCUGUACGGGCCCACCUACUUCGCGCCUGUCAUCAACCAGGUGGCCAGGGCUGCAGCCAAGAUCUCCGAUGGUUCUCAGUACUAUGUUCUGCUCAUCAUCACCGACGGGGUCAUCUCCGACAUGACACAGACCAAGGAGGCCAUCGUCAGCGCCUCCUCGCUGCCCAUGUCCAUCAUCAUCGUCGGUGUGGGACCGGCCAUGUUUGAGGCCAUGGAGGAGUUGGACGGUGACGAUGUGCGCGUGUCCUCCAGGGGGCGCUAUGCGGAGCGGGACAUCGUUCAGUUUGUCCCAUUCCGAGACUACGUGGACCGCUCCGGAAACCACGUGCUGAGCAUGGCCCGCCUGGCCAAGGACGUGCUGGCCGAGAUCCCCGAACAGCUGCUGUCCUAUAUGCGCACCAGGGACAUCCAGCCCCGGCCCCCGCCGCCCGCCGGCUCCAGCCCAGCCCCAGCCCCAGCCCCAGGGCAGCCCUGAGGACUCGCACCCGCUGCCGCUGCUGGAAGCCAGGGCCCGUCCCCGGGCGGCCCGGCGCGCUCGCCACCUCCCUGCGCUGUGCCAGUAAUAAAGCUGAUAUCGACUCCG
Molecule: messenger RNA, 3115 nt
Organism: Oryctolagus cuniculus (rabbit)
Lineage: Eukaryota; Metazoa; Chordata; Mammalia; Lagomorpha; Leporidae
Source: RefSeq, a predicted model, not a curated record